Molecule: messenger RNA, 1468 nt
Organism: Zea mays
Lineage: Eukaryota; Viridiplantae; Streptophyta; Magnoliopsida; Poales; Poaceae
Exons: 5
Coding region: 116-1306 (396 amino acids)
Molecular function (GO): hydrolase activity, acting on ester bonds
Source: RefSeq, a predicted model, not a curated record
UCCCAACCAAAUGAAUGGCCCUGUGAAUAUAUAACUGCGCCCAGAAAACCGUCGCAACGACCGCGUCUCUUGCGUUCUAGUAGGAAGCUAGAAUAGCAGGUAGCGCCUGGUGGCCAUGGCCACGGCGUCUGCAGCUUGUCAUGGCGGGGGGAUCGUGUACUACAAGGUCCUUCCGAUGAGCAUGUUCCUGCUGCUGCUCCGAGGGCUCGUGCAGCCGGUGGCGGCCGCGGCGUGCUCCGUGGACGCCAUCUACAGCUUCGGCGACUCCAUCGCUGACACGGGCAACCUCCUGCGCGAGGGCCCCGUUGGCUUCUUCGCCUCCAUCGGCAGCUACCCGUACGGCCAGACCCUCCGCAAACCCACAGGCCGGUGCUCCGACGGCCUCCUCAUCAUCGACUACUUCGCGAUGGCGCUGAACCUAUCGCUGGUGAGCCCGUACCUGGACAAGGGAGCCGACUUCGCCAGCGGCGCCAACUUCGCGGUGGCCGGGGCCACGGCGCUGGACCGGGCCGUGUUGCUGCAGAGCGGCAUCAUGGCUCCACCGGCGAGCGUGCCGCUCAGCUCCCAGCUCGACUGGUUCAAGGCGCACCUCAACGCCACCGCCUGCCCCUCGCUACAAGUAGCAGAUUGCGCCAAGAAGCUCGCCGGAGCGCUGUUCUUGGUCGGCGAGAUCGGAGGGAACGACUACAACUACGGCUUCUUACAGGGAUUCAGGUCGAUCGAGGCCAUGAAGGCCUACGUGCCACAGGUCAUAAACGCCAUAAUGGACGUCGCCAAGGAAGUGAUCGAGCUAGGCGCGACCCAGAUCGUGAUCCCGGGGAACUUCCCGAUCGGGUGCUCCCCGAGCUACCUCUCCCUCUUCGCCGCGUCCGGCGACCUCGACGACCGGGGCUGCCUCAGGAGCUACAACGCCUUCGCCCAGCACCACAACGAGCAGCUCCAGGCGGCCAUCGACGGGCUGAGGAAGGCCAACACCGACGUCACCGUCGUGUACGCGGACUACUACGGCGCCUUCAUGCACCUGCUGGACCAUGCUUCGCUCCUCGAACUCAAGCACAGCUUAGUUCCAGGGUUCGAGCAGGGCGCGCUCCUGCAGGCGUGCUGCGGGGCGGGCGGCGCGUACAACUUCAACAUGAACUCGAUGUGCGGCGCGCCGGGCACGACGACGUGCGCGGACCCGGCGCGCAACGUCAGCUGGGACGGCAUCCACCUCACGCAGCAGGCGUACAGGGCCAUCGCGCUGUCCCUUCUCAUGGAGGGGUUCGCGCAGCCGGAUGACGCCGUGCAAGAGAUCUGGAGCUGCUGACGUGCACCCGUUUUGGUUUCAUUGGGCCUGUACCUGCUAUCGAUACGUAUAUAUUUUUCCUCUAGACUAGAAUUUUGUACCUGCUAUUGAUCCAUGUAUAGGUGUUUGCAUUGUUCAUAUAUAUAAUAAUAACGUGGGAAAUUAGAAAUGGUUUAAUACGAA